This is a messenger RNA of Papilio xuthus (Asian swallowtail), 1461 nucleotides long. RefSeq names its product serine protease snake. Gene Ontology annotation, biological process: proteolysis. The record is from RefSeq and is a predicted model, not a curated record. The coding region runs from base 96 to 1280 and encodes 394 amino acids. Lineage: Eukaryota; Metazoa; Arthropoda; Insecta; Lepidoptera; Papilionidae. Gene Ontology annotation, molecular function: serine-type endopeptidase activity. The transcript has 9 exons.
GUCUUACCUGUGACAACGCAUUCUUGCUUACAUUUACAAUGGAUAUUUAACAAGAAGCACACGUAUUUCUUGCAUCGCAAAAAAACAAUUUUAAAAUGUUAAAUUCAAGGAUAGAUUAUUUUGUGCACCAAAUAGUAUUUAUUUAUGUUACAUUUCUCGUUUUGAACUUAGUAUCGGCAAAAAGAAAUUUCAAUCUAAAUGAUAAAUAUGUCAAUGCAAGCCAGACCCUUAAUUUGGUUCAUCAAACAUCAGAGAGUUUAUUUACUGUACUAAAUCAAAUCGAACCGGAUUUCGAUCCGGACGCAUGUGAUCCGAUCUCAUCGACGAUGCCGGACUUUUUUAAGCCUGGCCGAAGUAUAAGCGAGACAAAAUGCCUUGAAUACUUAUGGCGGAUGCGAUUUUACGAUCAUUCGCUUGUGAGAGUCGUUAAAUGUGGCGCUCCAUUUGAUCCAAGUUUGACCGUUAUAUUUGGAGGUCAAGACGCAUCGCCCGGACAAUUUCCUCAUAUGGGGGCAAUAGGAUGGAGGUCAGUAAAUGACACCUGGACCUUCAAAUGUGGCGGUACACUUGUAACAGAAAAGUUCAUGAUUUCUGCAGCUCAUUGUUCUCGAGCGAAGAGAGGUGAUUCCAAAAUCAUAGAUCCUGUGCCCAAAAUAGUACGAGUGGGUGAAGUUAAUAUUGGGUUAAAGAAUCCAGAUGAUCAACCACCUCAAGAUUCGCUCAUCAAGAGAUUCAUUGUCCAUCCAUAUUAUCGAGCUCCUAGAAAAUACUAUGAUAUUGCAAUUAUUGAACUAGAGACACCAAUAAUGUUUACUUUGAAAAGCCAUCCCGCUUGUGUUUGGGCGAACCCUUACCAAGAAGUAUUUGGAAAGGCUGCACUGACUGGAUGGGGUAUUACCGAAGCAGGUAGUGAAGAAGCGCAUCCCAUUUUACAAUUUGCGGAGGUGGAUGUAGUCCCGGUGCGCGAGUGUGACAAAUUGCUGCGGUCUAGUCGCAACAGAAACUGGCGCGGGCUGGUCUAUCAUCAGAUGUGCGCCGGACAUUUGGAAGGUGGAGUUGAUUCCUGUCAGGGUGAUUCUGGUGGACCAUUACAAAUGGAAAUCAAGAUGCCAGGUUUUACAGAUUGGAACAUGCAUUAUGUUCUUGGAGUUACGUCUUUUGGUUAUGGAUGUGGACGUCCGAACACUCCGAGUGUCUACACCAGAGUGUCCAGUUUUCUGGAUUGGAUCGAAAGUAUCGUUUGGGAAGAGGAUUAUUUGAGAGUGAAUAAAAAGAAUUAGUUUUAGAAGUUUCAAGAGCACAACUCACUCCUGCCAGAUACCAAAGAGCAAUAUUACGGAGUAUCUCUAAAUUGGCAACGGCUUAAUCAUGAUUAUAGCCAGCCAUUAAGUUUAGAGAUAAAAAUAUGUAUGUCAUUAAUUAAAUGUGAUUUUGGAUUCAAUAUAUUUCCGAAAAUAUAAU